GGCAGGGGAUUGUAUUCUUGAGAAGCUCACAGAAGCAAGGUUUGCUCCCCUCCAGCAGAAGAACAACUAUAAGGAGAGCAACUCAUUUCAUGGAAGGAAGUAGUUCGGGUAACAAUGGAAGUGGUGGUCCCGAUUUUGGGAUUUUUUGUUAUUGCGGAGAACUAACACCAUUGAGGACAUCUGGAACACAAAAGAACCCAGGUCGAAGGUUCUUCGGAUGUGCAAAGUAUAACCUAAAAUUGGAUUGUGGUUUUUUUUGCUGGUAUGAGCCUUGUAUUUUGCAAGGAAGGGCUAAUUUGGGGCCAAUGAUGGUUCAGACAAAAACAAAAGCUGUGAGGACUGUUGAACAAUGUGAGAGUUCAGUAUCCAUGAGCAUUAGUGAAGAAAUGCAAAGGACAACAAUCACAAUGCAGAUGAAGAUUGAAGCCAUGCAGAAGGAAAUUGAUGCAAUGCAAAUGAGAAUGAGAAACGGGGGAAAAAUAAAUUGGAAUUAUCUUUGGAUCAUUAUUUUUUGUGUUGUGUCGUACAUGUGUGGCAAAAGCAGCUAG
Molecule: messenger RNA, 548 nt
Organism: Rhododendron vialii
Lineage: Eukaryota; Viridiplantae; Streptophyta; Magnoliopsida; Ericales; Ericaceae
Exons: 2
Coding region: 90-548 (152 amino acids)
Molecular function (GO): zinc ion binding
Source: RefSeq, a predicted model, not a curated record